Molecule: messenger RNA, 1559 nt
Organism: Sardina pilchardus (European sardine)
Lineage: Eukaryota; Metazoa; Chordata; Actinopteri; Clupeiformes; Clupeidae
Gene: cyp21a2
Product: steroid 21-hydroxylase
Exons: 12
Coding region: 36-1559 (507 amino acids)
Biological process (GO): hormone biosynthetic process; progesterone metabolic process
Molecular function (GO): iron ion binding; heme binding; steroid 17-alpha-monooxygenase activity
Source: RefSeq, a predicted model, not a curated record
UCUGUCCCUGCAGGCUUCCCCUCUCUGCUCACAUCAUGCAGGUAUGGUUAGAGAGUGCAGGGGUUGGGCUGCUUUUCGCUCUUUUGUUGCUGGUAGCCAGUCUCUUCAAACAGAGAGGAUAUCAGAAGAAUGACCAUGAGCCCAAAGGCUGUUUACAGUCUCCCCCUCUAUCUGCAACUCUUCCUGGCCCUCCUUCUGUUCCUCUCCUUGGCAACAUGUUGGAGCUCAUGCAAGAGCACCUGCCUAGUCACCUGACAACUUUGGCACGUCGCUAUGGGAACAUCUAUCGCCUCAAAUUUGGCAACAACACCAUGGUGGUCCUAAGUGGAAGUGACACCAUUAGAGAGGCUCUGGUGAAGAAAUGGACAGACUUUGCUGGGAGACCACAUUCUUUCACAGGUGACAUUGUGUCUGGCGGAGGCUGCUCCAUCUCCCUGGGUGACUACAGUGAUGAGUGGAAGCUGCACCGGCGCCUGGUGCACAGUGCCCUGCAGCGCUGCACCACUGAGUCUCUUCACUCCCUCAUUCAGCAGCAGGCCCUCCAGCUAAGAAAAGUGCUGCUAGAAUAUAAUGAAACUGCAGUUGACCUCUCUGAGGAUUUCACUGUUGCAGCCAGUAAUGUUAUUACUACUCUCGCCUUUGGGAAACAGUACAACAAGACUUCACCUGAGCUGCAGCGUCUCCACGGCUGCCUGAAUGAGAUCGUGGCACUGUGGGGCUCUUCAUGGAUCUCAGCGCUGGACUCCUUCCCUAUUCUCCGAAAACUGCCGAAUCCUCCUUUCUCACGUCUCCUGAAAGAAGUGUCAAGGAGAGAUGACAUCAUUCGGACAUACUUGGACGAACUCAAGGAGGAAGAUGAUGCCAUAAAAGAAAGGGGUGCUCUUACCGCCUUUCUGAGGAGGCAGGAGAAGACUGAUGGAGAGUCUCAGAGGUCGACACUUACGGACACUCAUGUGCACAUGACCACAGUUGAUCUGCUUAUUGGUGGGACGGAGACCACAGCGGCCUGGCUGAGCUGGACUGUGGCUUUCCUCCUCCACAGACCAGAGAUCCAACACAGAGUUCACGCGGAGAUGUGCUCGGUGCUGGAGGCCCGCUACCCAGACUACAAGGACCGGCACCGGCUGCCUCACCUGUCUGCUCUCAUCAGCGAGGUGCUCCGCCUGAGGCCUGUGGCCCCGCUGGCUGUGCCUCAUAGAGCCAUCAGGAACAGCAGCAUUGCAGGGUAUUUCAUACCAAAAGACACAGUGAUCAUUCCUAACCUUUUUGGAGCCCACCAUGAUCCUUCAGUAUGGAGAGACCCUUUCAGCUUCAAACCAGAGCGCUUUUUAGAGGCUGAUGGAGCGUUGCUUCGUUCCCUUCUGCCGUUCAGUGGAGGAGCUCGGUUGUGCCUGGGAGAGUCUGUGGCGAAGAUGGAGCUCUUCCUGUUUACUGCUUACCUGCUGCGAGAUUUUGAACUUCAUCCUGGCGAUAAGGAACGUCUGCCCGACCUAAAAGGAGUGGCCAGUGUGGUGCUGAAGGCCAAGCCAUUCAAAGUCGUUGCUCGCCCAAGGGCAUAG